Molecule: messenger RNA, 902 nt
Organism: Caenorhabditis auriculariae
Lineage: Eukaryota; Metazoa; Nematoda; Chromadorea; Rhabditida; Rhabditidae
Source: the annotation of a GenBank genome assembly
AUGGAAUGGACCGUGGCGAGGCAAAGGCUGAAGAAGAUGAGCCACGAUCAGCCGCCGCUUAGCAAUUCACUCGUACCCGCUUCUCCACCUCCGCUCAACUUUUCCGAGCUCUGCAAGACCUCGGUUCAGCCCCCCCUCGAAACUUCCUACAGAGUCGUUCCCAAUGAAUAUGUACGGUUAUGAGUGUGUAUAAGUGAACAACAGCUUUCCUUUAUUGUUAACUUGAUUCGAAUGAAAAUUUUUUCUGAACCUUUUUAGAUCGACGAAAGAGAAAAUAGAAUAUUUGAAGAUCGUUAACCAGGUAAAACUUUGAAAUUCUUUUUGCAAACGCGAAAAUUCGCGUGCUAGCGGUUUCGAAUAAAGUUUUACUGAAAUAUUUGAAUAUAACACGUUUUUGAAUCUGACUAGCCUCAAUUUUUCAAGCUUUUACUUUUCGAAUUCGAACCGAAUCAAGUCCUGUUCGGUCAAGCCAGGAGGUUGAUCGAAAAGAAGAUAUCAAGAGGAAUAAGCCUGUCAAGAGGCUCAUGGUUCCGAGAGUAUGAGGAAAAAGCCGUUGAUUUCAAUAGAUAUUCGUUUAACUUAUUCUUCAGUUUGGGUAUCUUUUUGAUAAGUUUAACGAAUAAUGGACCUCACGAAUGAGAUUUUCGCCGCCAAAAGCCAUGAUGAAGCGCCGCAAAAGUACGUGGGGAUUUGUUUGCAGCCAAACAACUUGUCAGUCUGUCACCAAACACGCGUGCCGACCUGCUAAUUCUGCCAAAUAUACGUGCUUUGGCGGCACUCCGUUUGCGGAGGCUCCGCAUGAGGUGCGCGAACGUCAGAAUCCGACUCCGUGGGCUAAGCCUCAUCCCCUCAUCGGAAAGCUUUAUACGAAAUUGAUAAAGUGGCACGUCUUCUGUUCAUGA